Messenger RNA from Pocillopora meandrina, 6760 nucleotides. Lineage: Eukaryota; Metazoa; Cnidaria; Anthozoa; Scleractinia; Pocilloporidae. The record is from the annotation of a GenBank genome assembly.
AUGGAUUUCGACUGGAUUGUCGGCUGGUUUUUCACUUUCUUUAGUCUGAUGGGAAACACCUGGGUUAUUUUCCUCAUCGCAAAAAGAAGAAGAUUACAAACAACGGCUAACUGGUUCAUUCUCUCCUUAGCGGUGGCUGAUCUGGGUGUUACCUGUGGAUAUUUCCCGGCGUCCAUGAUCUGCAAUGUGCUUGUGGAUACAUGCAACGACGGUGUUCGCCUGAGGUUCGCUGAUUUCUUCAUUGAUGCUUCACACAUUUGCUUGACCACUUUGGUUGCAGAACGCUAUAUUGCCAUCGUCCAUCCCUUAAAAUACGUCCGUCUCCUGACGUCAACUAGAACAAUUUUCAUUAUUGCGACCUGUUGGGCAAUUCCGUUUUUUUCUCUCGUUUUUCGAUUCAUCAUUUAUCUUUUCGGCAGCCAGGAUUUUGCUGCAGAAACGGCUAAAUUUGGUGUCAUCUUCACCGUGCUCUUUGAAGUGUUACCAACAAUUCUUCUUUUCUCGGCACAUGUUCAUAUCCUAUUAAUAGCCCUCAAACUUUCUCGCGAGAUGAAAACUCUUUUGAAACAGGUUAAAUUUAACGUAGCGACAAAUUCAGUGAAUAUAAUGAAAGUUAGAAAUGUGGGAUUAAAAUCACCCACGGUGAGGUUGGUAACAGUACUUGUUAUAAUAUUUGUUGCUUAUUAUGGAUUAGAAAUCCAUGCGUCAAUCUGCUUUGGCUUUAAUUUUUGCGAUGUGUCCAAGCAUGAAUUAGUAGCAGCAAAUUUGCUGCUUUUGGCCAAUAGUACGUUAAAUCCUCUUGUUUAUGCGUUCCUCAAAGAAGGUAUCAAGAGAGAAUCAAAAGCUUUCUUUUGCCGCAGAAGGAGACUUCAAUUACAUCCGUUCUAAGUUCAUCGGGGGUAGUAAGCUGGGAGAAGAAUUCCUCCCAGGAAUUAAAAGGGAAUCAAAAGCUUCCCUUUACGGACUCUACCGCAAAACUUACUCAAAACUAACGUCUCCCAGGUCACAAGACGUUUGAAGACCAGCAAUGAUAGUAAGAAAAACAUGGAAUUAUACUCAACCACCGAUCUUUGACAAAUACGUGCAGCACAAGUAAGAGUAGAUUGUCAGUGGUUGAGGUAGCUUCUUUAGCAAUUAAUGGCUUAAAACAAUAUUUCCACGCUGCGUUUCAAUAAAUUUUCGCCUUAAAACUACUCCUACACUGCACACCUCAAAAAAUGUUAGGCAUUACCUAAUUCCCUCUGUCAACCUCGGCGGACAAUUUCUAAGUCUUAAGCACACAGUGCCUGAUUCGUUACACAUGAAGUCAAUUUUAUUUUGAAAGCACUACUUCAAAGUUAACGUAAGAAAGAGAUUCAUAUUUUUAAUGUAGGUGAUGAAGACCCACAGAGGGCGCGUUCAUCAAGAUGAGUGUCGCUUAGUUGUGCGUUUCUAUGCUAUUCUACUAUUCUUUAUCUUUUUGCUAAAUAAAAGUUAUUAUCAAAAAUCUUUGUGGUUUGGUCCCUGUACGAUGUCAAAGAAAUAUUUAUGCCAACAGCUGCAUACAGUUUGAUGGUUCAGUAAAAAAUGUUUUCCUCAACUGUCAUUAGCUGUCAUUUGUCGACAGCAAAUAAAAAGCUUAAUUUUUUGCUGGUGCAUAUUCAUGUUAGCCUUUGAGAGCAAAUGUUUUUAUAAUUUCUGCGUUCAAAAUUACUCGCAGAAAGUUCACCAAGUGCUCAGCGUGAUCAGUGAAUUAAGAAUGCACGUUAUUUAGUCUGGGAUCUUAGGCUACUGAAUCCGUUUACGGCAGCGUGGAGCUCUGCUAGUACAAAUCGCUUUCACAAAUUAUUUUUUUUCUUUUCUUGACAGAAUGAUACUUUUUCUCUCUUCUUUAAGCCUGUUUUUUCUUCUUUUUUUUCCUUCUUCCGCUUUUGAUUUUUCCAGGAGCGACGAUUUUUCCACAAGCAAAGAGCUUCCACAUUUAUAAGAUGUUCUUCGCAUUGUUAUCAAUAAUAUUUCUUUUCGUAGCGCAUCUUCAUAUUCUAUUAAUUGCUUGCAAACUCUCUCGCGAGAUGAAAUCACUUUUCAAACAGGUCAGAUUUAACGUAGGAGCAAAUUCAGUGAGAAUAAUGGAAGUUACAAACGUUGGAUUAAAAACGUCCACAGUGGGGUUGGUAACUAAACUUGUUAUCAUAUUCAUUUCAUGUUACGGAUUAGGAAUCCACAACAUAAUCUGCAUCUACUUUAAUCUUUGUAUUCCGUCUAAACAUGAAAUACUGGCAUUUCGUUUGUUAAAUUUGGCCAAUUCUACGCUAAAUCCUCUUGUGUACGCAUUCCUUAAAGAUGAUAUCAAGAGAGAUUCAAAAGCUUUGCUCUGCCGCAGGAGGAAACUAAAACUACGUCCCUUCCAAGUUCAUCCACAGUAACCACCAGCGUGAAGAAUUCCAGCUAACAAUGAAGACCACAAAAUGGGUAAUGCACGAAACACGGCUAAUGAAGUUUGUCAAAGUGGUUUAAUUCUAACCCCAAUUGUAGCACCUGCACUUUAGUUCAGAGAAAAUAAGAGCUGGCCAGGGAGGUGAGAUUUCUAUAUGACUUACAACGGCAUUCAAGUUUUUUUUGCCGUUUCGCAUCACCGUAAUCUGAUCCAUUAUCCCACUGCACGUGCAGAUUCUGCAGUGCCAGGAAAGGUAGAUCGUUACUCAAGUUACUGAUUUUCCUCAACAAAAUUUGGCGGACAAUUCUGUUUGUCUUAAGCACGCUCUCUGCCUACUUCAUGACACAUGAAGUCAAUUUUAUUUUGGAAAAGCUCUAGAGUUUCAAAGCUAUUGCAGUAACGAGAUUGAGGUUUCCACUGAACCUAGCCAGCAGGUUAGGCCGCAUUCAUCAAGCUAAUUGUGUAGUUGCUCGCCGCGUUUCUGACUGUACGUAACUGUUUAACUUUUUCCUGAAUAAAAAUAAAAAUCACUAUUAAACAUUUUUGGGUUUUGGUUUCUGCACGAUGUGAAAGCAACUCCUCUCUGCCAACAGCUAAACACAUUUGAUGUGUCAGUGAAACAUUUUUCGUAAGCUGACAUAAAUUGACCAUUCAGCGUUUGGGACUCUUAAGUGAAGGGAACACUUCUCGAUAGAAAAUGAAAGCUCAUUUUUCCCACUUCUGAUAUCAGCUCGCGAGAGCAAAUGCCUUUUAAGCUUUUGGGCCUAAAAUAACAAGCUAAAAGUUGACUAAGUGCUCAAAGUGAUGGAUGAAUUAAGAGUGGGCAUUCCUUAGUCUCAGAUCUUACGCUACUGCAUCCGUUUAUGUUUAACACCAAAUAUAACAAUACAAGAAGCUGUCUUCCUCUGCAAUCUUGUAAUCAAAAAAACUUUUUCUAGCCAUAUAUGUCUAUUAAAUGUAGAGAAUGUUUUAAUUAGGCAAAGAGAAGGUUGUCUAAUUUCACUUACUCUCUAGCUACGUAACUGACAUUUCUACUGUUGUCACUCAGCAGAGUGGUAAAUCAUUUAGUUUUCAACACAGGUUACGAAUUAAGUUUAAUCAACUACACUUUGCUUCGCCCCAUAUUUCUUGUCACCAAAGCAAUUUUUUUAUUUUCACAGUACAGCACGAUAUUAUGCAAACCUUUACCUAAGGCAAUCGUCCUCAGGCAAUCCAUUAACUGAAGAAAGUAGCAGGUGGAUUCUUGUUCCAAUGUAUCGAUCUAAUUUUGAACAACAAAGUGUUGGUAAAAUGACUCCAAACAAAUACUUUAUGAGAAAUUUAAUGCAUGAAAUGCAAGGCUACUCUAAUAACUAAUUCCACGCUAUGUUCUGUCUGAAAUUUGCGUUUCUGCGCGCUUACUGAAGACGUAAAAGGGGAUUCAAAAGCCUCCCUUUACCGACUAUGCCGUAAAACCCAUUCAAAGCUAACGUUUCCCUGGUCACAAGACGUUUGAAGACCAGCAAUGAUGGUUAGGAAAAAAAGGAAUAAUACUUAACCAAUGAUCUGAGGCCUUGAAAUGUAAAGUUAUAUAUUAAUAGUUUAAUUUAUACAGUUUUUUGAGUGGAAUUAAAGUAGUAAUGCACAAUUCUUUUAGGUGAGGUAGGAAGUCUUCCAUUUCAGUCCAUUCAUUGCAGGUGUGUCGAUUAUGAUAAUAAAAUAAGUCUUACUGAUUGGCUAGGGGUUGGAAAAUUGCAAAUGGAUCAAAAAUUAUAGCGAAUUUUAAUUGCACAGUAAACGAUAUUUGAAAUUUGUUUAUUCUUGAUGGAGGCAAGACACACUACGUGGAACUACCACGUCAAGUGCACAUGAAAGAGGAAAUAUAUCCACCAUGCAACACCCAGUGAGGACAGAGUUAUUUCCCACUAUUUCUUACAUGGCUUUUCAUAACUAUGUUUUUACUACGUCCUACUUUUUUGAAGAAAACGCUUUUUACAUUUAGGCUUAUUCAAGAUCAGCCUUCGAGCAGGCUUUCAAGUUACGUCACGACCAGCUCGUGUCUCGUAGUUUUGCAGCCACUUCUGCCGCAGCCCUCGUAGUGAAGCGCCUAUCGAGGAGUGUUCGCAAGCUUGAGAGUAAUGAAGCAAAAACCUUAGCCGGUGCAGUGAUCCAUCUCACAAUUGUAACUCAUUCAUUGGGUAUAGCAAAGGUUAUUCUGCAUUGUCGUGAAUUAAGUAUAUGUAAUUACCCCAUAGGUGGUAGGUUGCAGGUGUGUCGAUUAUGAUAAUAAAAUAAGUCUUACUGAUUGGUUAGGGGUUGGAAAAUUGCAAAUGGAUAAAAAAUUAUAGCGAAUUUUAAUUGCACAAUUGAUGGAGGCAAGACACACUACGCAGAUCUACCACGUCAAGUACACAUAAAAAAAGAAAACAUAUCCACCAUGCAACACCCAGUGAGGACAGAGUUAUUUCCCCCCUAUUUCUUAUAUGGCUCUUCAUAACCAUGUUUUCACUACGUCUUAGAUUUUAUCCAUGAGUAGCAAAAGAGCAGGCUUUGAAGCUACGUCACGACCAGCUCGCGUCUCGUGGCUUCGCCGCUUCUGCCGCAGCCCUCCUAAUGAAGCGCCUAACGAGGAAUGUUCGCAGGCUUGAGAGCAAUGAUGCAAAGAUCCCAGCCGGUGCAAUGAUCCAUCUCACAAGUGUAACUCAUUCAUUUGGAAUAACAAAGGUUAUUCUGCAUUGUCGUGAAUUAAGUAUAUGUAAUUACCCUAUAGGUGGUUGACUCAAGUCUCACGAGCGAACAAUAUCAUAUAUUUUCCAAAAAGGUUGAGCGGCUGUCACCCUUCUGGUUUGCGCUUUGUUGCAACUUCUAAGCCUAAAUUAGCUUAAUAGAAGAUGUGUGGCGUUACAUCAAUGAUGCUGCCAUUGCGCGAAGAAAGUGUAUCUAGCGAGGCUGAGAAAAAAUAUGUGAGAAGGUAUCACUGACAUAAGUCACUAUGUUUGGUGAUGAUCAAUAGGUUAUUGGCUGUCGAAAUCAAACGUUACUCUUGAUCGCUCUGCUGAUAAAUAUAUUUGAAUAUGAGGCAAUGGUAUGGAACGGGUAUGCUCUAUUAGUUUGCAAGCUCGUAAUUGUCCAUGCUGACAAAAAGGUCCAUAAAUGCCAAAAUUGUGCAAAAAUAAAAUAAAACUUAGUAAAAAUGGGUGACGUUACCUAUCAUCGUUAGUAGGAACGUUAUCAGGAGUUAUUAGCUAAUGAAGAAAGACUUCUUUUGAUUGAAAUUUGUUGUCCGAUUACCAUUAACUGAUAUCUUUAAGCUCUUUAGGCAGCGGCAGCUGGAGUUGUAUCAAAGAGGUCUCCUCGCAUCUGAAAACUCGUUCUACUGACUGAUAUCUGCUUUCUCCAACGUUCCAAGUCGACAACAAAUUUACGUUAUCAGAGAAGAUUCAGUGAGACAACCAGUAAAGAAUGGAUUUUAUCCUGGUAGUUAUUCUGUUUUUCAUCUUCUUAAGUUUGGUGGGAAACAGCUGGGUUAUUUUCAUCAUCGCAAGAAGGAGAAGAUUACAGACAACAUCCAACUGGUUCAUUCUUUCCUUGGCGGCGGCUGAUCUGGGUGUUACUUGUGUAUUUGCGCCCUACAUGAUCUGCGACGUGAUUUUGGAUACGUGCAGGGAAAGAGUUGUUGGGGUUUUCGCCUUUUUCUUCGUGAACGUCUCCGCCAUCGGGUUAAUCGCCAUGGUUGCAGAACGCUAUGUUGCAAUCGUGCAUUCGCUGAAAUACGUCCGCGUCUUCACGACCACCAGAAGAACAUUUAUUAUUAUUGGUACCUGUUGGGGAUUUCCAUUUCUAUUCACCGUUUUGAGACGCGCCAUGUAUCUUGCCGAUGGCAGACAUUCGGUUGUUAAAACCCGUAUAGUCGAAGUUAUUUACAUUUUUCUUUUUGUAGUGGUACCGACAGUGCUUCUCUUGACAGCACAUUUUCAUAUCCUACUAAUUGCUCGCAAACUUUCUCUGCAAAUGAGAACUCUCAUGAAACAAGUUAGAUUUAACAUGACCGCAAACUCUUUGAAAACAAAGGAAAUUAGAAACGUGGGACUAAAAGCAUCCACAGUGAGGUUGAUUACUGUACUUGUUGCUAUUUUUACCACUUGUUAUGGAAUAGGUUUUUACGUCCUGCUCUGCGACACCUUCAAAAUUUGUUCUGUGUCUGAACUUAUACGAGUGAUGAAUAAGUUGCUUCUAUUGGCCAAUUCUACGUUGAAUCCUCUUAUGUACGCGUUCCUCAAAGAAGAUAUCAAGAGAGAAACAAAAGCUUUUCUUCGCCGCAAGAGGCACGUAAAAAUACGUCCCUUCCAGGUUCAUCCAGAGUGA